UGAUAUUUUCAGAUCCAGUGAUCGCGGAUCGCUAAUAAUUACUAUUAGUAUUCCAAUGUGUGACACAAACCUGCACCAAUUAUGAAAAUUAGGCAAUUAUGAAAAAUCUGCAUCCAACCAAGGAAAGGCGAUCGUGAGGAUAAUACCUCCAGAUGCAAUUAUCCUAAAGCUCAUUAUUCCGACUGAUCAUCCACCAAAUCUUGCAGCACAAACGAAAAUGAAGUUUGCAUCUGGAAUCUACACUCUUCUACUAGCAGGUGGUAUCGCCACGGCAGAUGGCAUGUCCAUCCGCGGCAACAGUAGGCAUGCCAACAAACUCAUGGCAUUCUCUCGUAAAUUAGAGGACGGCGGAUCUGGAGACGGCGGGUCUGAAGAUGAUGAAGGAUCACAAGAUAAUGAAGGAUCACAAGAUAACGAACAAUCACAAGAUAAUGAGCAAUCGCAGGAUAAUGAACAACAAUCUCAAGACAACAACAAUUCUGGAGAUGAAAACAACACCAACUUCUUGAAAGAUUAUUCUAUCAAGUUAUUGACUUGCAUCCAAGGAGAGCAAGCGAUCAACUACGAGAAUGGAGAGACAGAAAGCAGCACAGUUGUCUUCCGCCUUUGUCCUGUGGAUUCCUGUGCAUCGGAUACACUGCUUGGUUGUGAUGAAGGCUACGGCGACUAUAUUGUUGGCAUCGACACAUUCCUCGACGUCUAUAUGGAAAGCAAGAGAGAAGAAGGAGAAGGCGAAAACGGGAAUCCAAUGGUUGCCUACAAUCAGUACGGACAAGAAUUUGAUGCCUCCGAAUACAUGGAAUGUAGCGAAUACAAAGCCGAAGAAAUGAAUGAAGAGCAACAGCAACAGCAAUACAACUACAACAGUGGAGGAAACCAAAACCAAUGGUAUGCCAAUUACCAAGACUCGUCAUUCUACAUUGGUCCAGGCUGCACCGAAGAUGGAACCUCAAUUUCACUCAAUUUGUACACGGAUGAGCAAUGCUCUUACCCUGCCGAAGUAAAUUUUACUGAGGUUUCACCUGGAUGGCAAUCGUUGCCUUUCUCGGAAGGCGACCUUGUAGAAAUGAAUUGCAUGUCCUGCUAUUCUCAAAAUGAAAACUAUGAAUGGGAAAUUAGCGAAAUGUGCGAGCAAGAGUACACUUCUGCUGUUUCAAGUUGUGAGCAGUAUUUGAACACCACCGCCAGCGGUUAUUAUCACUACCACGUGACGAGUGGCUGCGAGCACAUUGAUUCUAUGGUAGCCAACUUCACUGAAGCCCAGCGCAAAAGUGCUUGGAGCACUAUUAGUACCGCCGUCAGCAACACUGCCAGUACCGUCGGUACCGCUGUAAGUCAAACUGCGAGCACUGUAGGUACAGCAGUUGGAAACACCGCAAGUACCGUGGGUACUGCUGUUAGUAACACCGCUACUUCGGUUGGUAAUGCUGCUGGUCCCACAGCUAAGGCAGCCUCCACCCGCUUCAUGGAUACGAUGAGCACUCGAGAAGCUCGAGCGUUCAUUGCUGCAAUGGUCAUUUUCUCCCUUUCUGCUCUAUUCGGUGCUACACUUAUCGGUUUCCUUUGUGUCAAGAAGAGGAGACAGCGAAGACGGCUAAAAAAAUCUGCCGGCCUUCUCGAUGACGAAGAAUCGCCAUCUGGUCCGGAAGAUAUCAAAAAGCGUCGCUCUUCGGUUGUUGCGUUGGUUCGAUCUACCACAAAUAGUGUUAGAGAAUCCGUUGUAGCUGCUGCAAAUGUCACGAAGGUAGCUGUAGCCACUGCUAUUGCAUCUAACGUUAUAAGCGAUGGUGAGAAGAAACCGAACGAAGAUGAUGACACCGUCAGAUCAUCCGAUUACAACAACAUGGAGGAUCCUAUCAAUGCCACAGUCGGUUCUUUUUCGUGUACUAUUGUUCCGGCAACUAGCGAAGCUGCUCCUACGACUGAAGAGACCACAGAAGAACCUGACGCUCCUAUGAAAGCCGCACCAGAGCAUGAAAGCGUUAUAGAAAGCGAGCAUGCUCCAAAAACAAAAAACAAAUUUCUUUCCAAGAUGGACAAGCAUCUGAAGAAGAAGAUGUCGAAGAAAAAUGUCGCUGACGUGUAAGACAAUAACAUACCAAGAUAUUUGUGUACAAGAUUUCAAAAUGAAUUGAUCGAAAACCCAUUCAGAAAAGAAGAAACGAAUUCUUUCGAAUAUCUGAUGAAAGUAAUCAUGGGAAAUCUGUUGGAGGGUUACCCAAUUACUCUUAUUGCACAGGAUUCAUCCGUGCGACCUAUAUGUUUCACGAAACAACGUGUAUUAUUUUAAUCUGUAGAUAAUUCAAAUUAUUCAAAAAAUCACAGUAAAGCAAAAUAGAGUUC
Pseudo-nitzschia multistriata is the source of this 2343-nucleotide messenger RNA. The record is from the annotation of a GenBank genome assembly. NCBI's taxonomy places the organism in Eukaryota, Bacillariophyta, Bacillariophyceae, Bacillariales, Bacillariaceae.